Messenger RNA from Amoebophrya sp. A25, 3523 nucleotides. NCBI's taxonomy places the organism in Eukaryota, Dinophyceae, Syndiniales, Amoebophryaceae. The record is from the annotation of a GenBank genome assembly.
AGAACAUCAAGAGAUUAUUGGUGUACUACAGCAAUGCAAUCGGUGCACGUGGUUGUAAUUAGAAGACUUUUUUUAUUUAUACCAGAUCAAUUUGUCACGACUUCUUCGAAGAAGUUCGCUAACUCGUCUCAACAUAGAUUAUUUUUUCUGUGACACGUCGCAAGCACUCAAACCAAAAGAUGAAGAAAAGUUGGUUGGUUCCUUGUCUGGGUUUUCUUGGUUCGUUGUCUGCGGUUGUUACAGCGUUGAAACUGCGCAAUGGUCCGAAUUCUGCUACGUCCGCAGCAGCUACAAGCGCCAAGCUUUCUUACGCUGGCAUCUUGAACUUUCAUACUCAGUCUCAGUUCUCGUUCGCCCGAAGAUUCUCAUGAAUUCUUAUCAUCUCACAAAUUUCUUCAUCUUCUAAAAGCAAGCUACUACCUCCUCUUUGUGUCCUUCACAACUUCUAAUGUAACAAGCUAGCUGCGGUAGCCAAGUCGCUAUCUGCACUGGAGGCGACGCAAAAGACGGAGUUGGGAAAGACAAUCCUCCAACCUUUUGUUGCUCAGGUCAAAGCCUUAUUGGCCCACAAGGACCAGAAGGACACUGACCAGAAGAGUGCAGGUGCUGUCGAGAAGCAAGCCGAUGCGCUUACGCUGUUAAGGCGAAUAGCAUGUUGAUAGAACUCCUUGAUUCUCUCUUUGAAUCGUAUAUAACAAACUAAGAUUGAUUCACCAACUUCUUCACCAAAUGUCCCUGAGCAGUUUUUAAACAGAUCAUCAGGUAUAGAUAGUGACUCUGUCAACUUUCUAACCUAAUCACUGGUGCACCGACUGCAACAGCGUGGAGGAGAAUUAUUGCGCGACCAACAGAAACAGAAAAUUGAUCUUCUACUCGGAGUGCUUUUGAGUCGAAAAGCUGCGCCGUUGGCAGAGCAAUAUGAAGUCCUCGCGGAUUCCCAGUUCAAGGAGCUACCAGUCGUCAAGUCUGUUCUUAAGGUUCUAAUGUAGAAAUCAGUAGGUUUAGGUGAAUUCACAACUCAAGAAUCGAGGAUUAUAAUGAAUGUGAAUCUUUACAGGAAAGGGUGUUAUUUCCUUAUAUAUAGCCUCUUCUAAUCUUAUCGGAAAAAAGGGCAGCGACGAUCGUGCUUUGGUUGAGCAAUGUGGGGAGUUCUUGGACAGCCAUCCUACGUCAAAUAACCUGCUCGAAGCCAGCGAGGGUUCAGAGGCCGAACCCAGCGACAAGAAGGAUGAAGCAGGUAAAGACGAAAAGGAAGCAUCUGCUAACGAAGUCGGUGAGAAGUCGACCAAGGAAGCCGGAAGCGCAGAGUACAAAGAGAAGGUCGAGAAGCAAAUUGAGGAUUAAGGCGAUUAUUUUACUUGUGUGUCUAACAAGUCAUACUUACUGGACAAGAAGAACAUCAUAAUCGUUCGUGCCUUGUUUGAAAAGUAGAUUAUCGUACGAGAGUCCUUCGCAAGGAAGAUUGAACCGCUUCCAUCUCAGUCGAGUUGCACCUUUUGUCUCUCAGGCUAACCUGUUCCCUGCUCUUACUAUAACCUCCUCUCCUCUCUCAGUAUAACCAGCCCUCACCUCUAAUACACGGAAACGAAAAAACAGGAGCAAAAAGCUCUGAAUGAGCGACUAGUUGUACGCCGCAAGAAAAACCCUCCUGCACAAGGAAACGAUCAGAAGGAAAUGGUUCUUAUGUUUUUUUUUGUGUGGUGAAGUAUGACCUUUAGAAGAGAUGUGAUGAUGAUAGACGAUGGAAUUUGAAAGUACUACAACUGCAAUGAAUUGUUCUGCACCAAUAUCCUUUCAUCCUUUCCCGGAAUAACCAACCUAGGUCGUCCGCAUGUUAGAGCAGAAGAUCAUGGGUAUGGUCAAGCGCCUAGAAGAAGCCCGUGAAAGUGGAGAAAUGACUCACGCCGAGAUCGCUGGUGCCGCGAAGAAUAUCAAAGUGAUGCAAAAAGCUCUGAAAGCAGUGAAGGAAAACGUUAUGCUUAGUGACUGGAAUGUGAGUUUGUUUUACAUAGUACUGUUUCUAAUUAAGGAGUCCUCGUAUUGCGUAGCUAAGAAUCUUAGUCAGUAUACGUUGACAGACCAUCAGGCCCGGCCAGAGGGUACGUGACACGACGUGUGUUUCUAGGUGCACCUUCUAACGCAAAUGCACAGUCACUCCAGGAGGCGCAAGAGGAGCUCAUUAAGAGCAUGCAUGACAUGCAAAGAAUGGCGGUAUGAGCACAGGGAUGUUGAUAUGCGCAUUUUUAAACACUGUAGAACACCACCUAUUGAGUCGUCUCCUCCGCUAGAUUUGAAGCACUUUGACGGGCUCCUAGUAUAUACCUCCUAGAGACACAAGACACCGGAUGAUCAACUUUGCAGAAAAUCGACGUACAAUUUCCAAAGAUCAUAGUCAGUGACGAUGGAUACCCUCUCAUCCUCUACAACUUCAUGCACCUUCUACUAAUUCAAUCUGCAGCAUCGGACCCAAUUCCGUUUGAGGAUCUAGGCGAAGCACCUACAAUCGACGUGCAGCAUCCCGCCGGACAGGGAAUCCCGGGCGUCUCCGCAGACGGUGAUGGUGUGGGUGAACCUAUGGAAGACCAGGGUGCAGCGCUACCACCUCCUGCGGAAGAAAGUUAUGAAAUCUCGCCCAAUAUUUUACAUCAUAGAUGACCUCCACAUGGGUGCCUCUAUCAUCCUUGCAAAAAAUGUGUUGCAAAUUUCAGUUCAAAGGACAUAUUCGUUUGCUGUGUCUUUUGUUUUUCCAUUCCACGGAACUCUUUCGUCGUGGAGAGCCACACUCUUCAUAUCAUUCCAGAGCAGCCUCCGGAGCAGGAGAUCUUGGAAGUUUAUGAAGAAAGCAAGGACAACCUGGCAUUGUUGCAGCAGUCAGCCGUCGCGCAGUCAGCCACCGCAAAGGAUUGCCCAUAUUGCAAAGCUUAUGGCAACAAGAUAGAUCGACGUGGACUAGAGAGUAGAAGACGUAGGGAUAGUUGCAGAAACAUAGUUAUACGACAAUUAUUCUCAUGUAGAAGGUCAUUCCUGUUGUAGUGGACCGUCUUGUUGCAGUCCAAAAUGAUUCCUGUCUAAUAAGUCCAGUGCUUCGAGAAGUGUCAUGAUAGCGGCAACACGUACGUCCGCUGUCUGUCAACCUGUGCAGAGGUCGGGAACUAAAAAUCGAUGAAGGUCUGAUCCUUUGUUGUACACAUGACGAUUUCUUCGAGAAAUUGUUGGAGUUUGAUGAUGAAGACUUUUUUUCGAAAAUUUGUCUAGCGAAUCGAGAAGAAAACGAUACUGAACAUUUUUUUCCUUGCAAGAAUGAAUAGUGAAGUGUGGCCUGCGGUAAAAAAGAACUUGAAGAAGAUGGAAUUUGAUGUAUUUGCUCCAGAAAACGUAGACGACUUGUUGUGCGCGUCAGAUACCACAAGUCACAGGAUGUAAAGGUUGGUUCCUGCUCUUUCUGGUAUGCCAAAAUCAGCACUCUCAUUUGGUCACAACUACGGCGCGCUCCUGCAAACACUUCUUGUUAUGUACUUCUUGG